Melampsora larici-populina 98AG31 is the source of this 1907-nucleotide messenger RNA. RefSeq lists its product as uncharacterized. Gene Ontology annotation, biological process: DNA damage response. Gene Ontology annotation, molecular function: histone H3K56 acetyltransferase activity. The transcript has 3 exons. NCBI's taxonomy places the organism in Eukaryota, Fungi, Basidiomycota, Pucciniomycetes, Pucciniales, Melampsoraceae. The record is from RefSeq and is a predicted model, not a curated record. Gene Ontology annotation, cellular component: nucleus. The coding region runs from base 1 to 1464 and encodes 487 amino acids.
AUGGAAAACAUGGAAAACAAGGCGAAUACGAAUCACAAAAUGGAUAACAUCGAGAAGAAGGAGGAUACGAAGCACAAAAUGGAUCAGAUAGAAAACAAGGAGGAUAUGAAGGAUACCAAUCAACAAAACGAGGAUAACGAAAUAAAGAAAAACGACAAAACGAACUCAAAUUCAACUAUAAUCACUAACCAUCAAAAGCAUCCAACACUACAUCAAUCAUUAUUAAACUCACUUUCGACUUUAAAAACCAAAACAGACUCACCUAGAACGUUCUUCUUAACCACUCUCAAAUCAAAACCAUUUCAUACUCAUACACUUUUUCCACAUGCUACAAAUCCAAAUCAAUCAAUCUCAAGAACAGAUUAUCUAAUCGUCUUAGCAGAAAGAUUUCAAAAUUAUCAUACUAAUCUGAUUGAUAAAAAUCUAAUUACAGUUCCGAUUUUUGCACUUGAAGCCAGUCUUUAUUUGAUACCUACCACUUCAGUUGGUAUACUUUAUAUAUCAAAAUUAGAUUCGACUGGACUUUCUCCUUUUCCAACCCCAGCCAAACUUUUGACCGAAAGAGGAAAACGGAUUUUAGAUGAUCAACAAUUGAUUAAAUGGUGGAAAACUGUUUUAUCUAAACCUUCUUCUUCUAUUGGUCCAACUCAUCGGUUUUACAUCUUACCAGGAUUCGAUCGAGAAGAAUCAUUAGCAAUCUUACCCAAACUAGAUCAAAAUUGGAUAUACGGACAUCCUUAUCAUGUGAUCGGAUCACCAUUAAAAGUAUCAACCCAAACCGAUUUUCUUUUAUCUGAUUUGAUUCCUGCACUUUGUGAUGAUCCAAAAGCAAGAUUUUUACAAUCUUUAAGUAGAUCUUCUUCGAAUCCUGCAGGUGAAAUUGGUGAUUGGGAUGAUUCGUUAAAUGAACGUUCUUCUUCUGGUUUAGAAUCAGAUAGAAUACGUGAAAGGAAAUUUUUAAAUAUGACCUCUGUUGAUGAGUUUUGGGAAAGAAUGGGUGGUAGACAAGAGUGUUGUGAUGGAAGAGUUUCAGCUUUUUUUGUCAUUUCGGGUUCGACUUCUAUAGGUAAUGGUACCGGUGGUUCUAAUGGGAAUCAUGAUGAAGAUAAUGGUAGUAUCGAUAGCUCAGCAGCUAGUAAGAAUCAAGGUGAUAGUAAAUCAUCAGGUUCUAAUGGCCAUGUUAGCUCAUCAGUUACUAGGAAUCUUUGGGUGAUGCUUUGGUCAAAAUUUCAUAAUUGUGAUUAUAGUCGAUUAGAGUCAGCCGGUACAGGUUAUUCAGCAUGGAUAGAAGCCAUUCAAGCAUGUAUACCAGCAAGCGGGUUUCAUAAAAUCCAUAGUGAACUUACAAUCGAUCAACCAGAUUUGGAAACCAAGAAAAGAACGGCAGAAUGUGAUUCUAUUAGUCCUAAAAAACCGGCUAUUACGAUUCUGCAACCUAGAAAGAAAGUUAAAUCGACUGUUUAAAAAAUCUUGACCAUCGGUUUUCAUGCAUUUGUUAUGGAGCAUCAAUCAUUUUCUUUUCCUAACUUUGUGGUUCUUUGUAUGGUUUUGUAUAUGUUGAUUCGAUUUUGAGGAGAUGGAUGUAGAGGUCAUCAUCAUGGGUUUAGGAUUAUCACUUUUCAUUUUCGUUUUGGACAAGAGAAUACUGGACAUAUUUGAUUGAUAGAAUUCAUGAGUAGAUUUUAACUGAUAAUAUUGACUUUCGGUAGUAAGUUGAAAAAGAUCAAAUAGAAAAUUUAGCAAGAAAGUCUCGAGUCGUUUUAGAAAAGUUUAUUUAUAAGUUUGGAUGAUUUGAGUUUCGAUUGUUUAUAGUCUUUAACAAGCAUCAGAUUGGAUAUUAAUCUUAUCCUUAUAUUUCUCGUAGCUGAUUUAUAGAAUGCAAUAGCUAUUUUUUGCUAUAUUUUGGU